UGAACACGUGAUCUGUCAUGCGCAAGUAUAACUUUGCAGUCCCGUUGUUCCAAAGUCAGUCCUAGCAUUCCCGCACAGGUGCACGGAACAUUAUCUGUGAAUGCAAAAUGAACUUCCUCGUGGCAAUAGUCCUCAUUCCAAUUUUGGGAAUCGCAGCAAGUGCCCCAUCUAAAUCGGAUGUAAUUCAGGUAUCAAGCUCUGAGGAUAUGGACGAUGACGAAAAUUCAGUUAGCACUACUCCCAGUCCCAGAGAUGACUGUACCAAAGGCUGUCAGAUACUGGUGGUUGACACGUCCGAAGCGGAUAAGCGGUGCCAGGGGAAUGUCAGACUUGUCCCUUUACUUGAAGGUGAUCCGGUUUACUUAGCACUCGAGGGAACAGAGUGCAGGCCAGGAACUCGCCGGAACUCCACGUUUGUCGUAGGGGUUUUGGAUCAAGAAACCAGCUGCACCAAAAUUCACAAUCGAAUGUCCCGAUGACAUAGCAUACGUUCUCAAGAAUGGGCAAGAGGCGAAGGAAGUCUCUUGGGAAAGUCCGUCCAUUAGCGGCGAGUCCAACGUCAGCGUCUUGGGAAGCCCCCCAUCAGGGAGUGUAUUUCACAGAGGAGUUACUGUGGUGACCUUGGAGGCAACAGAUGAGGAAAUGAACACCGCCAAAUGUACAUUCACCGUAAAUAUCCUUGUGAGUUCGCACAGUACACUGUCGUUUACCAAUGUAAACGUCCACGAAUUUUGUUUCACGUUUGAAAGAGGGUAUGACAGAUAUGUUCAUAGAGAUGUUUUCCCGUUCAAAAAGUCCUGUACGAUCAAACACCGUUAUGU
This is a messenger RNA of Haliotis rubra (blacklip abalone), 821 nucleotides long. RefSeq lists its product as uncharacterized. The record is from RefSeq and is a predicted model, not a curated record. The transcript has 4 exons. Lineage: Eukaryota; Metazoa; Mollusca; Gastropoda; Lepetellida; Haliotidae. The coding region runs from base 108 to 479 and encodes 123 amino acids.